UUUUACAAUGCCCAAUGUCAAUGGAGACCCACUACAGGUGUUGGCUAUAACAUUUUCCACAAUACAAAAAGACACCUACUUAAAGAACCCAGUUCAACAUCUUGCAGAGGUUUUUGGGAGAAGAGGUGGAUUCGAAUCGUUAAAGGUCGAGCCUUUUUACUAGGAUUUGGACCAUUUGGUGUUUGUGGGUUUUUAGUGGACGAAAGAGCAUUGAUGUUUGGAGUGAGUUGUGGGUUUGGUGCAAAGAGUUGUAUUUAUAUGCUGGCUUCUUCAGCUGUGUUGAGAAGGCAACAGUUGGUGAUAAGGUGUAUUGGAGUUGGGGGAUACAGUGAUCACAACAUUGACAGUGAUAAGAAAACAAUGCAAGGAGUUGGGUUCAGUAGUGGAGCAGCUUUGGAGGCUGAUGCUGAGAAUGUUCUGAGGGCAAUCACACCGACCCUUGAUCCGAAUAGGCACAAGGGUCAGGCUGGAAAGGUAGCUGUCAUUGGCGGGUGCCGUGAGUACACGGGUGCUCCAUAUUUUGCUGCUAUUUCAGCAUUGAAGAUUGGUGCAGAUCUAUCCCAUGUUUUCUGUACAAGAGAUGCUGCUUCAGUUAUAAAAAGCUACAGUCCUGAGUUGAUCGUACACCCAAUAUUAGAGGAGUCAUACAGUGUUAGGGACGAGGACAAGAGCUUUAUCUUAGAAAAGGUUCUUGGUGAAGUUGAUAAGUGGAUGGAAAGAUUUGAUUGUCUUGUCAUUGGUCCAGGCCUGGGAAGGGACCCUUUUCUUCUGGAUUGUGUCAGCGAAAUUAUAAAGCAUGCAAGACAGUCCAAUGUUCCAAUAGUCAUAGAUGGGGAUGGACUCUUUCUUAUUACAAACUGUCUUGAUCUUGUAAGUGGAUAUCACCUGGCUGUCCUGACUCCAAAUGUAAAUGAAUACAAGCGACUUGUAGAAAAAGUUUUGAGUUGUGAAGUAAAUGACGAAGAUGCACGUGAACAAUUACUAUCUCUUGCAAAAAGGAUUGGUGGUGUAACUAUACUUAGGAAAGGAAAAGCUGACCUCAUUAGUGAUGGUCAGACAGUUAAAUCAGUCAGCAUAUAUGGUUCUCCUCGAAGAUGUGGUGGACAGGGAGAUAUACUUUCUGGAAGUGUUGCUGUCUUUCUUUCAUGGGCCCGACAAACUAUCACAGUUGAGGAUUUGAAUAUCAGUUCUCGAAACCCCACGAUGUUGGGUUGCAUUGCUGGUUCUAUCUUAAUGAGGAAGGCUGCAUCCCUUGCUUUUGAGAAUAAGAAAAGGUCAACCCUCACUACUGACAUCAUAGAAUGCUUGGGAAAAAGUUUGCAGGAUAUUUGUCCAGUUCCCUGAUGCUUUUGAUCUUCAGCUGAUAGAGUUGCAUGCAUUGACAUUCAGAGUGACCCUCAAGUUCAUUUCUGAAGACCAGGAUCAGAUUAACUUAAUUUCCUUCACCAUUUCCAAGCUUGUUGAACUUUUUUUUUUUUUUUGGUUACUUGUUUGGUGGAAACAACUUCUCUGGUAUAUAGAAGUCUGGCUUGCUGCUUUCAUUAUCACAAAAUGAAUGAGUGACAUUAUGAGGGUGAUAUCUUCAUUGACCUCUAACUCUAUGCCACAUUUCAUGAUCAGGGAGCAUGUGGAUAGACUAGUUAUACAGAUGGUAUAUCUUCUAAAGUUAUAAUAGUGAAAGCACUUAAGUAAUUCGCAGGUUUAAUAGAUUUCUUC
This is a messenger RNA of Argentina anserina (silverweed cinquefoil), 1716 nucleotides long. RefSeq names its product ATP-dependent (S)-NAD(P)H-hydrate dehydratase. The record is from RefSeq and is a predicted model, not a curated record. The transcript has 12 exons. Gene Ontology annotation, molecular function: ATP-dependent NAD(P)H-hydrate dehydratase activity. The coding region runs from base 214 to 1344 and encodes 376 amino acids. Gene Ontology annotation, biological process: metabolite repair. Lineage: Eukaryota; Viridiplantae; Streptophyta; Magnoliopsida; Rosales; Rosaceae.